CAUCUCGGAAUAUUCAGUUCACACGAAAAAAAAUGGCUGCCAAUGCUGACGACAUAGGUAGUCAUGUGACCUCAUUGGGGAGUGAGGCGAGAGAGAGAGGGCUUUUCUCGGGGCUGAUGUUUGGUGAGGAGGUGAGCACCUCCUCUCUCUCACUACCUCACCUUUCUCUUCCUUCUAUGAAGUCGGGUGGGUGCGAUCGGCUCUGAGCGACAUGAAAUAUAAUGUAGCAUGCUCACCCGACCUGCUCAGAUGAGACCCACCCUGCUUUAGCGCAGUGUAUUUGGUGGUAGCAUGUGUCAGACAUGACGGGUGCAUACAAGUCAGUUGACCUGAAUCUACCCCAUUGCAGGAUGUUAGCAAUAAAAACUGAGAAGAAAUCAUCUUUUUUCUUAUGUAAGCUCCAACACCUUUGUUAAACAUUCUUAUCUUCCAUGAAAACAAAUCUUUACAAAAUAAAUAAAAUUGGAAGAAAACUAGUUUAUUUUGAUUAAGUCCACAAAUUCAAGAUAAAUUGGAGGAGAAGGGGGACGGUAGGAGCCUGGCAGUUUAGUAUAUGUAGCAGAAAUGUGAAAAGGUAGGAUGUCUUUAGUGUGCAGAACCUGAAGGGUUGGGGUGGGGAAGCUUAUUGAGAUUGUUAUGUCACCUCACGUAUCAUCCUGGGUGGAGUCAAGAGAAAAGUUACUUUCAUUUUUGAAUACCUGGCUUUGUGGGUACGAAGCGGACGUUCGCUUGUCCCAGCUGUCAGUCUGUUGUGCCGGAGAAAUAUAAUCCUUACAUAUUACAUUGGACUAGGAAGUCUUCAAGAUAUUUAUGUGGCUGUGCUGUGUUUUAUUACACGUGAACAGAUCCGUAGAUGUCUCAGAAAAUCGAGCAGUAGGUGGGAUAUGACUAAGACUUUCCCAGAGGUAACUCACGACUUCCUGGUUGUGGUUAGAUGACCAUUUGCUGCGUUGGCUUUUAUGUUCGCCGGGUAGACAGCUACCCGAAUAGCUCACAGCUGCCUUGCGGUCGUAUACGUUAGCCUAUGGCUACUGGCUCAUGGGAAUCAAAGCCUCCCUUACCAUGGUCACCACCGAACCAUCUACGGCCACUGAACAACAGCACAGGAGAGUCAAGCGUGUCGUCAGGGUCCACUGUGUCUAGUGGUUGCACUGAAAAUGAUCCCUUACCAUGGUCACAUCAUUAUCAUCUGAAGCCACUCAACGGAAGCACAGGGGAGAUAAGUCUGUCUUCUGGUUCUUCUAACGGCUCAGGACUCUACAGUAACCCCAGUUUUAGCAUAAACUUCCAUGGGUCAAGUCCGCCGAGUUCCGAUCCUUGUCGGAAAAUCCCGAAUACCUCCGACAGGACAGACUGCGAUGUAUGUAUUAGAGAGACUGGUGCUGCGCAAACAGAGAAUGAAGGACCGUCAAAACCACACAGACAAGAUUUUCUCCAACCGACGAAGGUUCAACAUCAAAGUGACGGUCCACUGCUUUAGAACUCCAAGCUAGGAAACGAAAGGCGUGGGGAAGAUAUGCAGAUUGGUUGUGAUGUAGAGAC
This is a messenger RNA of Pomacea canaliculata, 1542 nucleotides long. RefSeq lists its product as uncharacterized. The coding region runs from base 1025 to 1480 and encodes 151 amino acids. The transcript has 6 exons. The record is from RefSeq and is a predicted model, not a curated record. NCBI's taxonomy places the organism in Eukaryota, Metazoa, Mollusca, Gastropoda, Architaenioglossa, Ampullariidae.